AUAAAUAUCCUCGUUUAUCCGUGCCGGUUCGACUAUCCGGACAACACGUCCAAACGCACUUUUCUCCCUUUCCCUUGUACCGUGGGUUAUUCGUUGCCAAGAUUUUACGCAGCUCCGUCGUGUCGCUGUCGUACACGCACCGGAGCAAUUGAUCGGGAAGAGAUAGUGCAAAGGCAAUCAUCGUGCAAAUACUACAAUACCUAGAAGAAAAACAGUAGUGGUGCUGCAGUGAAAGAUCAAUCAAUUUCUUUGUGUGUGUCUGCAGUGUCGCGCGAAGAGUGGGUUGUGUGUGUCUCUGCGCUUCCUAGCAGAAGCUGAAGUGCUUUGUGUGAGUGAGUGUGCGCGCGUGUGAGUGGGGGAGAGGGCACGGCUCUCUAAAAACACACAAUGGUGCCGGCGAAAGGAUUUCUGCUUACGCUGCUGGUAGUGCUGGUUGCUAGCAGCAGCUUCAGCAGCCACCAUCAGGUGAAGGGCGAAAAGUACGAGGACGAAGAUGAUUACUACGAUUCAAGAGAACGCGUCCUGGAAAACUCGUACCACGGCUUGAUAAAGGAAAAUGAAACGUUCGUCGAGAUAACGCCACUGAUCAAGGUGGACGAGACGAAAAUCUGCGGCUUUCACAUAAUCAAAAAGAACAAGGAAAUUCCCUUUCAGAUUGAGCUUGUGAACGAGCUUGGCAUUCUGAAAGCGAAAAAGACACUGAACUGCGAAAAGCGGAAAAACUACAAAUUUGACAUUACCGCCGUUUUCUGUGAUGGAUCACAUUCGAAGAGCGCGAGCGUACAUAUCUCCGUGAUUGACAUUAAUGAAUAUUCGCCCACAUUCCUGCAGCCCUCAUACGUCACAGAGGUUGACGAGGGCCGCCUCUAUCAGGAGAUAAUCCGCGUCGAAGCAACGGACAAGGACUGUACGCCCCUGUUCGGCGAUGUGUGCAAGUACGAGAUCCUCACCAACGACCAGCCGUUCACGAUCGACAACGAGGGCUCGAUACGCAACACGGAACCGCUCUCGCACAAGAUCUCGCACAAUCACAUCCUCUCGGUGGUGGCGUACGACUGUGCGAUGAAGCAGUCCGCCCCGGUCAUGGUGAACAUUCGCGUGCGGCGCGUCUGCGAGGCGCACGUGAUGGGUGUGGCCGAGCGCAUCGACUACGUCGCGAACUCCAUGGAGAGUGUGUCGCUGUUCCCGAAGAUUCACCUCGAGCUGUGCGAUAUGCAGUGCAAGGGCGAGGACAUGGUCAUCCAGUCGUCGGUGUCGCUCAAAACCAAGCACAUCUCGUUCGGUUGCGAUCGGGACGCGAGCCAGUGUUUGCGUCGGUUGAGCGAAAGCGGCAGUGGCCGGGAGCGGGACGGCGAUGGGCUGGUCGAUUUGCUGCAGAAGAACACGGACUGGACGAAGGAUCUGACGUACGACGAGGGGGCGGAAGCGAUCUUCCACUUUGACGGUAGCUCGGGCGCGAUCGUGCCGAAGAAUGUGGUACAGCCGCAGGACUUUGCCGCGCACCAGUUCAGCAUCGUGACGAUGUUCCGGCACAACAGCAUCGUGAGCACGGACAAGCACACGAAGGAGCACAUCGUGUGCAGCGCGGACGACCACAAGAUGAACCGCCACCAUAUGGCGCUGUUUGUGCGCAACUGCCGGCUGAUACUGCUGCUGCGCAAGGACUUUAACGACGGCGAUUUGAACAUCUUCAGCCCGGCCGAGUGGCGCUGGAAGAUACCGCAGGUGUGCGACAACGAGUGGCACCACUACACGAUCAACGUGGACCUGCCGAAGGUGGACCUGUACAUCGAUGGCAUUCGGUUCGAGAGCAACGUGGAGGACCGGCACAGCAAUCCGGAGGUGAUCGAUGACUGGCCGCUGCAUGCGGCGCACGGCAUUAACACGACGCUAGCGAUCGGCGCCUGCUACCAGGGGUCGGAGAACCGGUUGAAGCACGGGUUCAGUGGGGAUAUUGCGGAGAUUAAGCUGUCCACGCGCAAGGUGCUGACGGCGAGCCAGAUCCGGUGCGGUACGGACUGUGCGGAGAAGUUGCUGCCACCGGCCGACCACUACCUGGAGCCGGAGCAGCAGAUCCAGUCGAACACGCAGAUGAACAAGAUCAUCAUCGAGGGCAGCAACAAGACGAACAUCGAGCAGCUGCUGCAGCAGAUCCAGUACAUCAACUCGAAGGAAAGCCCCACGAUCGGGCGCCGCAACAUCCAGGUGAUGACGACGGUCAGCUGCCCGAACAAGAAGGCGAUCCGGCUGCCGACGAUCGACACGUACAUUAUGGUCAGCUCGGCGGGCAGCAGCUUGUCCGGGGGCAGCAUGCUUGCGUCGGCCACCUCCUCGUCCUCCUCGUCCGGGUUGUACAACAAGAUACUGGUGGAUAAGCCGCUCGCCACCGACCAGAAGCCGCAGAUCGUGAUCAGCGGCAACUCGAACCAUCUCGUCUCGUACCCGGACAUUAAGGAGGGCGUCAAGAUACUGGCCCAGAUCAACAUCAGCGUCUACACUGGGAAGGAUAUUCGGCCCGAGCUGCAGAAGCUCGAUUCGUGCAAUGUGAACGUGUUCCCGAGCCUGAACCCGGACCACGAGGAGAUUACGAUCGACGAUAAGGACGGUGCGGACGAGUCGCUGUUCAAGUUCGACAUCAAAACGCAGAUCAGCAAGGAGGGCGUCGAGAUGAUCGGGUACGACACGAUCGAGAACUACCAGCACGUGCUGAAGUCGCUCGUGUACAUCAACAAGAAGCCGGCGUACUACCUGAACCGGGUGUUCAAGCUGACCUGCUCCCAGGUGGACGACCACUUCCGCAGCGCGGAGUACACGCUCACCCUGACCGUGCUGCAUCCGAAGCAGCAGCCGACCUCGUCGAUUGCUUCCGCCUCCGCACCAUCCUCCAAUGUGUUGCUGGCCAUCUCGACCGCCCCAUCGGAGCAGCAUCCAGCCGUUGCGGUCGAUUCGCAUGACAAUGCCAACCAGUACGCGCACGUGAUGCUCCACUCGCACGACGUCCAGGAGUCGCAGUCGAAGGUGCGCAGCAGUGGCGGCGCCGCCCUGCUCGGCCACGAGAAGCUCGCCUCGUCCCACUCGACCAUGUUGAUCGUGGUCAUCUGCGGCUCGUUCGUGCUGCUCAUCUGCGGCGUCGGCAUCGCCCGUCUGCGCAACAGCAACGCGGCACUGGCGGGCGGCAGUAGCGGCCAUGGUGCAGCGGGCGGCGCGGCCGGCGGCAGUGCGUUCGCGCGCAACCUCACCGACAAGCAUCUGCCGUGCCCGAAGGUUGCGCCGGACCAGCAGCUCGACUGGGACGAUUCGGCGCUCACCAUCACCAUCAACCCGAUGCAGCACGACGCCCUGUCGGACGAGAGCUCCGAGUCGGACAACUCCGACUCCGAGGACGAGGAGGUGCUGAACGGGCGCUACAAAAACGUCAGCCAGCUCGAGUGGGACAACUCCACAAUGUAAGUGCAGUGCGCCGGCGGCGAGCAAUCGGAAAUCCCUUUCCCCGUGGGAUGAUUGAAGCAUCUACCGAAUGUGCCCUGCUUUUUUGCGUGUGUGUGUGUGUGUGGGUUUGCACAAGGAUGGACAGCUUUCCCAGCAAAUCCCCAUUGUUAUUACUAUUCAAAUGGGUUUGCCUUUUCCGUUCCGGGACGGACCCCAUGGAUGGGGAGGGGUUUUGCACAACGUAAUCAACGCAACCACUCCACUUUUCGUCUGGUUUGCUGUCUGUCUUCAUUGCGGGACAACGUGACACACUCGCUUUCAGGCAAUCGUUUGCUUACGGAAGCGUUGCGGAACCGUCCUUUCCUAUGUGUGGAUGUGUCCGGGGUGUUUUUUUUUUGUUCUGUUCGUCCAUUCCAUUCGUAACGGUAACAUUUCAAAAGCAAUUCCACAGAACCCUUCCGCCUCAGAGCACUCUCGCCGCAAUUGAAUCCCUUUUGCGACUUUAAACCAUUCCGUGGGGCCAAAUGGAAGUGACGCUUCCUCUUUUCAGUGAAUCAGCCAGGAUUCACAGUCGUUUGGACAUCGCUUUUUUCUCGAAGUAAUAAUGAACUCCCAAUCACGUUCAAGUGCGUCCGCGUGAGCGUACACGUACACCCACGGGUGUUGAGGUUUUGGGAAAUAAUGGAUAAUGGAUGGAAGUUUCGGACGUAAACGACCGCACUACAGAGUGGUAGUAGUAGUAGUAGUACCAACAGGAAAUGUCCGGGAAAUGUGUGUGUCCUUUCGUUCGCUGAAUUGCAUGUGAUGGAUGAAAUGGAAUACCGCAUUUGCCCGCGGCAAACAGAAAACUGGUUGGUUUUGCAAAUUUUUCCAAUGAAUUCCACACCGGGUAAUAUUUCACCGCGGCCUGUGGAGUGUUUCUUGUUAUAUUGCCCUGGGUUGCGCUCUGACAAUGGUAUAGUGUGGCAGAUAUUUCCUAAUAAUUGUACUGUGCUUUCGCACAGGAAACGAUGCUAUUGUAGCAAACUGGACUGUGUAACGCAGUGUGUUACAUACGUUCAAUGAGAUAAUCAUAAUUUUAAUGCUUAAUUCCAGCAAUAGGAGCAGUCUGAAGGGCUUUUGAUUGUGCAAAAUAUCCAGUUUAUUUCCCAUUGAAAAUCCACAUUAUAUUAAACUAAUGCCACAAUUUAGUGGAACAGUAUGAAACCGGUUAGUAAGCUUCUAACACAAACUUUAUCCAAACGUUGGUGAGGUAAGCCUUCAACCAACAAAAAAAAACCAUCCAAAAAAAAACAACCUCAACCUCGUCGUACAUUAUUCUUGUUCCAGCUGAUGCUGUGCGGCUUCCGAACGAACGAGAAACGGUGCGCCGUGUGAUUAAUGAACGUAUUAAUAAUUCAUGAAAUUGGAACUGCUGGAGCCGGCGGUAUCAGUUUGACAACAGUUGAAUAAUUUCUGACAGUUGGUGGCUUUCUUUCGUCCCCUCCUCACGGUGGCACCUUCUUUGUGCCCACCACCCAACGGUGGGGAGAGGAAAGAAAUGCAAAAGCUCUUUGGCAGCAAACUUGUUACUGGGCUGACAGCAGAAACUUGUAUCCUUGCUCUAUCCGUCAAAGUUUUCCCCCAGUGUGUGUGUGUGCCCACUGCUACCCGAGCCCUAGGAAGCUUACGGGUUAAGAUGGAAACCCCAUUUCUCCAUCCUUUAAUUCAAUCCCAUCUUCAUGUCUACUGUUAAAACCGGGUGGAAGGAUGGAAUGAUUAACUCAUGCCCCCCUGCCCGACCGUAUUCUUCGACCUUUUGGAGAGCCGUGUAUUGGCCGAUAUGGUUUUGACGUGGUGUUGCAAAUUUGGCAUCAGAUUGAUCCAGCGGGAAGACGGGGGAACACAACUGUUGGCAUAACACAGCGUUCGCGGGAAAGGGAAGCAACAUACUGGGACCGGGCGAUGUAAAUGUUUCUUCCCGAGAAUGUGUAGUAACACAAUUAUGCUACAAGGGUGGUUGGUAAUUCUGUGUACUUCGUGUGCAGUUCGUACGAAAAUGGCCCCAACAGAGAACGCGUAACAUGGAUUGAGAGAUAAUUUGCCGAAUCGAUUGAUUGUUCAUGUUCGGAAGCAAAAGCAGCAAAUUGUUGUUUUGUUUUAUUCACGCGAAAUGCCUUGACUUUUGAUGGGUUUCGGGCGUUUUACUCAAACUCCAUUUGAGCUGCAUUUAAUUAAAUAAAUGUUUAAUUUAAUCUCACAGCAAAGCACUUUUUGCGUGUGAAGGAAGGGGGCCCCGUUUGAAAGCAAGCCAGAGGGUGAUGGUUGGAUCAGUGGUUGGUUGGAUUAGGAUGGAUUUAACCCAACACUUUACAGUAAUUUUAGUACAAUAAAGGCACACAGAAGCACCAGCUACAGUUCAUCUUCUAUUAAUGGUUUUUUUUAAAUGGAUUUAUUUUCAAUCCUAUCGAAAAACGCUUCAAAGCUCCAGCUACAGCAUACACACGCGGGUCAACCCCUAAUACCUGUGGGAAAUAAAUCAGGCACGGGACAGUGGGAGAAGCAACGUAUCGGAAAAUCUGAAAUCUAUUACGCUAAUUACCCGCUCGAUCGUUUCUAGUAAAAUGGGGUUUGGCUAACAUUGGGACAGCAUAUGCUAACAAAGCACCAACAUACACACGUUCUCACAUGGUUUGCCAAAGCUCUAGGGCGCGUGCUAGAGAUCUAUCGACCUCGCAAACAAAGCUAAUGAUGGUCAAUAAUAACCUGAUUACACAUUAAAUCACAAUUGUUUGCUCAAACCAUGCCGGGUUGGGUGGGUGGUUUGAAUGCCCAAAACGGUGCCGUGAUGCUAUCGGGAAACCGAAUUUGCACAAUUACUGUUAAUCCCAAUCGCUAAUGGUCCCUUUCUUCUGUCUCGUUUCAGCUAAAUGGAAUAUAUCAAAUAUUUUAAAGUAUGACAGAUUUAUUACAAACAUCCACAACAAAAGCAGCUGACGUAAAAUUGCAAACAGAAAAAACAAACACACACAGACACAAUUCCCCUUUUCCGUCUCUCCUCCUGCUGCAUCAUUAUCAACCCGCGAGGCAGUGUAGUCAGCAGCAGCAGCAACAGAACAGUGGAGUGGCCAUUCAUUUGCAAGCAAAAAGGAUUUACCCCGCUCCCGGCUCUCCAAGUACCACCAUACAGGCUAAAAAACUACACCUCUAAAAAUAUAUAUACAACUGAACAUAUAGAUAUAUAUACAUACAUGAAUUAUAUCAGCAGCUCUAUACUCUCAUGCAUACCGAAAAAGAACAUUAUCCCCCCCCAUUUUCCCUCCGCUUUCGACGCAACAAGGUUAAAGCAUAAAACCACAAAUACACACACUCAGCAGCAGCAGCGGCAUUGCGUGGAAUUUAAGUGCGACAAACUGGUGUGGUGAACAAAUUUAAUAACUUCUGACCAUCCCAUCCCGCAUAUCCCCCCAGUGAGCAAAACCAAGCCCACAGCCUGGUCUGAAAGAUAACAGAACAAUCUGACAAACCACCACACAACCAACCAAACACGGGACGACCAUCACACGGGAAUGGUCACUUUCAGGCUGCUUCUUUGCCCUGAUAGGGCUGACGGGGAUGAGGAGAGUGAAAAUCACCAGCCACCAGCACCGGAAAACAAUACGCAAUGUACUUACAAUGCUGCACAACAAUGUGCAUAACGCAAAUGCAUGCAAAUGAGUGGUAAACAAAUGUUCCAAACUCUACUCCCUCCCGCCUCCAUUAAUCCAAAACCGCCGCCACGGCGAUUUCGAUUCCGUGUUUUUUUUUGUCCGCCAUUGCUCGGGAAAGCAAAGCAGAGGGCAGAAGAGUGCGGUGCAGAACAAUUCCACGCACACGAGCGCAGCUGCCGUGCGGCGCCAUUCGUUUAAAAAAAAAAACAAACAACAACAACAAAAAGUCUAGAAAUCAGCUUAAUAAUAUGAAAAAAAACACACAAAUGGAUUCUAUAUUAUUAAAAUAAAAGAAAAGUCUACAAGAGAGAAACAAAAUGUAGCUAUACGGUACAUUGGGGAGAGUAAGGAGAAAAAACGGGAUGCGCGUAGAGAAGAGAGAAAGGAGAAAAUGAAAAGAAGAAGAAAGAAGGAAAGACGUAAUAGCUAAAAGGAUGUAGCCGAAGGAUAAACGUAAAACGUGUGUGUGUGUAAUAGUGUGUGAGAUGUAUAAAAUUGAUUAAACAGAAACAAAACAAUGGAUGUAGGAAGAAGAACGAGAUGGUGAAAAACACAACAACACAAAAAGAAUACACAAAAGAGGUCAUUUAUUCAAGUGCAACACAGUCCGUCUCUGCGUGUAAUGAGUGUGUAUGUGUGUGUAAUUUUGUUUUUAGUGUGCGCGUGUCCCUUAUAUACUGCUGAGCCAGUUCCAUGAUGGCCACGCGAGGAGGAAACCUGCGCGCACACACACAUACGUAUUUCGUACGAUUAGUAGUGGAAAAUAGGGAGAAAUGAAGCGAACAGCACACAUACACACAGCACAGAAACAUUUUAUGAUAAGACGACUACUAAACCUAUCAUUAGUACUAUCGGCGCUAUUACUUCACUACUGGUAUAUCCCCCACGUGCAGCUAUCACAAAACAACAAUUACUACUACCACUGUGGAAGUCACGUGUGUGUGUGUAGAUAAAGAAGCCCCACUAACUACUACUGGCUACUACUGGCUACUACUCACGGUGUAACCGACAUCCAGCUAUGUCGCAGCUUUUCCCGCGCUCCUGCGAAGUAAACCGGCACACCGACUUUGUGGGGAUAUCGUUAUUGCUGAGGUCAUUCCAGCGCACUUACUUCACAAUAUGAGCGCGAAAAAGAAAAAAAAGGCGAGAAGAAACCCUGCAGCAAUGGACCCACACAAAUGAGAGUGUCACUUUUUGUCGACUCUGCAACCCUUUCGUCAGCUGCGAAAAUUGCAGUAAAGAAUCAUCAACCGCUGGAGGACGCAGCCACACCAUGCUGGGAUUCAUUUCUUUACCAAGAACGAACCGAACGCACGACGCACAAUGACGCAAAACGAUGCCCCGGGAAAGCUGCUUUGUUAUUGUAUUGUUUGUUUGUCCUUGCUCGUGUUAGAUUCGUGUGGUGUGUCCCCUCAGAUUAAGAGUGGCGAGAUGUGUGUAGUGCGUAUAACGAGAGUCAUUAAGUUGCGGAAGGCUUUUGUGGAAGAAAA
Anopheles gambiae (African malaria mosquito) is the source of this 8608-nucleotide messenger RNA. RefSeq names its product calsyntenin-1 (gene Cals). The transcript has 8 exons. The record is from RefSeq and is a predicted model, not a curated record. Gene Ontology annotation, cellular component: postsynaptic membrane; cell surface. Gene Ontology annotation, biological process: homophilic cell-cell adhesion; positive regulation of synaptic transmission; positive regulation of synapse assembly. Gene Ontology annotation, molecular function: amyloid-beta binding; X11-like protein binding; calcium ion binding. The coding region runs from base 388 to 3450 and encodes 1020 amino acids. Lineage: Eukaryota; Metazoa; Arthropoda; Insecta; Diptera; Culicidae.